AUGGAAAAAACUACAUGUAUUCGAGCUACUGCAUGGCGUGCUCAAGCAAAUGUGCAUACAUCAGACGUGACCCGCAAGCCAAUUGUUCAAAAUAUAAGGCUCUGUCUUCCAAAGGAUACAUCCCACAGUGAUCUACGAGAUCUUUGUCUGAAAGAGGCUUACAUGCUCAAAUCAGUUCCCUCUAUUAAGCUUCCUUGGACAAAGCUGAUUUGGAACAAGGACAUUCUACCAUCUAAAGCCAUGACUAUUUGGAAACUGACGGUUGACAAAUUACCUACUGAUGAGCAACUUAUGACUGGGGGUCGUGUGAUGGCUUCACUCUACUCUUUGUGUAGAUCCAAUUCUAAAAAUAUGAGACAUCUCUUCUUUUCUUGCAACUUUGCAAUGAGACCCUGGCACUGGAACCCUGUUACGUUCAACAAUAUAUCUCAUACUGACAUAAGCACCAUUAUUAAGAUAAAGACUCAAAUCUCUUGUUCAGGCAAGAAUUCUAACCUUUGUGUUUCUUCUUCCAUGGAUGACUUCAUGCUUCUCAAGGCUUUUGAUAUCUCUUUCAGACCCCCUAGGGCUCCCUCCAUAAAGGAGGUUAUUUGGAAACCUUCACCUAAUGGUUGUCUCAAAUGUAACUACGACGGUUCUUUUAUUCAUAAGACCACUUGCAAUGAGGGUGUUGAAUAA
Vicia villosa (hairy vetch) is the source of this 678-nucleotide messenger RNA. RefSeq lists its product as uncharacterized. The record is from RefSeq and is a predicted model, not a curated record. NCBI's taxonomy places the organism in Eukaryota, Viridiplantae, Streptophyta, Magnoliopsida, Fabales, Fabaceae. The transcript has 3 exons. Bases 1 to 678 code for a protein of 225 amino acids.